ACCAUCACCCACCAACGGUCUGUACUGUUUUAAUAUAAUUCUUUGCUGCUUAACAAGGACAAAAAAAAUGGAUCAGAACUCCAAGGAAACAUAGAUUAACCUGCCAACAGUAACCAUCAUAAAGAGAUCUCAUCAAUAUAACAAAAUCUGGUCUUUAAUUUCAAACCAUGGCCAUAAGAUAGCCAUUUCAUACCUUGAGGACUCAUUUUCCUAAAUUGCGAAAAGCAACCCUUGAAAAGGAUAAGAAGCUUCUUAAGGACAAGAAAAACAACAAAAAGUAUAUUUUAGAGCAAUAUUGAACAUUCCCUGCAAGAGAACCCCACUGAAGUGUCUGUGAGACAGAUCAGGAUUGACCAGCACUCUGGCCCUCAUAGUGCAGUAAGACCUUCCAAAGGAAAUAAAACAAGUAAGAUUUUCAAGGAGCUAGUUUCUUGAUCUUCAGCUUCCCCAGGAAUCUUUACUCAAAAUCUGUCUGCCUGAGAAUGUAGCCCUCAAAGUGUCUGGGUUGUGAACUGACCUUCUCUGCUCUUACAAAGGAAAGAUCAACCUCUCAUCCACCUAUCUUCUCAUCUGUCUGCAGUUCCCUAAGCAGGCAUGAAAAAUCCCUGCAAGUGAUGAAAACCGAGGAAGGCCAGGGACUGCAAUUCGUAGGAGGCAUUUUUGAAACUGUGGAAAAUGAACCCGUUAAUGUCGAAGAAUUAGCAUUCAAGUUCGCAGUCACCAGCAUUAACAGAAAUCGAACCCUGAUGCCUAACACUACGUUAACCUACGACAUCCAGAGAAUUAACCUUUUUGAUAGUUUUGAAGCCUCGCGGAGAGCCUGUGACCAGCUGGCUCUUGGUGUGGCUGCUCUCUUUGGCCCUUCCCACAGUUCCUCUGUCAGUGCUGUGCAGUCGAUUUGCAAUGCUCUCGAAGUUCCACACAUACAGACCCGCUGGAAACACCCAUCGGUGGACAACAAAGACUUGUUUUACAUCAACCUGUAUCCAGAUUAUGCAGCUAUCAGCAGGGCAGUCCUGGAUCUGGUCCUCUACUACAACUGGAAAACAGUGACGUUGGUGUAUGAGGACAGCACAGGUCUCAUUCGUCUGCAAGAGCUCAUCAAAGCUCCCUCCAGAUAUAACAUUAAAAUCAAAAUCCGCCAGCUGCCCUCUGGGAAUAAAGAUGCCAAGCCUUUACUCAAGGAGAUGAAGAAGGGCAAGGAGUUCUAUGUGAUAUUUGAUUGUUCACAUGGAACAGCUGCUGAAAUCCUUAAGCAGAUUCUUUUCAUGGGCAUGAUGACUGAGUACUAUCACUACUUUUUCACAACCCUGGACUUAUUUGCUUUAGAUCUGGAACUCUAUAGGUACAGUGGGGUAAACAUGACUGGAUUUCGGCUGCUUAAUAUUGACAACCCUCAUGUGUCCUCCAUCAUUGAGAAGUGGUCCAUGGAGAGAUUGCAGGCACCCCCGAGGCCCGAGACUGGCCUCUUGGAUGGCAUGAUGACAACUGAAGCAGCUCUGAUGUAUGAUGCUGUGUACAUGGUGGCCAUUGCCUCCCACCGGGCUUCGCAGUUGACUGUCAGCUCCUUACAGUGUCAUCGACACAAGCCGUGGCGCCUUGGACCCAGAUUUAUGAACCUAAUCAAAGAGGCUCGCUGGGAUGGCCUGACUGGGCGUAUCACUUUCAAUAAAACCGAUGGUUUGAGGAAGGAUUUUGAUCUGGACAUUAUUAGCCUCAAAGAGGAAGGAACUGAAAAGGCUGCUGGAGAAGUGUCUAAACACUUAUAUAAAGUGUGGAAGAAGAUUGGGAUUUGGAACUCCAACAGUGGGCUUAACAUGACUGAUGGCAACAAAGACAGGUCCAACAAUAUCACUGAUUCACUAGCCAACCGAACGCUCAUCGUCACCACCAUUUUGGAAGAGCCCUAUGUUAUGUAUAGGAAAUCUGAUAAGCCCUUAUAUGGAAAUGACAGAUUUGAAGGGUAUUGCCUGGAUCUGUUGAAGGAAUUGUCAAACAUCUUGGGGUUCAUUUAUGAUGUCAAACUCGUCCCCGAUGGCAAAUAUGGAGCCCAGAAUGACAAAGGAGAGUGGAAUGGAAUGGUCAAAGAACUUAUAGAUCAUAAGGCUGACCUGGCAGUGGCUCCUCUUACCAUUACCUACGUUCGGGAGAAGGUCAUUGACUUCUCCAAGCCCUUCAUGACACUGGGCAUCAGCAUUCUCUACAGGAAGCCCAAUGGUACCAAUCCAGGAGUCUUCUCCUUCCUCAACCCCCUGUCUCCUGACAUUUGGAUGUAUGUGCUCUUAGCCUGCUUGGGAGUCAGUUGUGUACUCUUUGUGAUUGCAAGGUUUACACCCUACGAGUGGUAUAACCCCCACCCAUGCAACCCUGACUCAGACGUGGUGGAAAACAAUUUUACUUUACUAAACAGUUUCUGGUUUGGAGUUGGAGCUCUCAUGCAGCAAGGAUCAGAGCUGAUGCCCAAAGCUCUAUCGACCAGAAUAGUUGGAGGGAUUUGGUGGUUUUUCACCUUAAUCAUCAUUUCAUCCUACACUGCCAAUCUGGCUGCCUUCCUGACAGUAGAGAGAAUGGAAUCUCCCAUAGAUUCAGCAGAUGAUCUGGCAAAGCAAACCAAGAUAGAAUAUGGGGCAGUCAGAGAUGGAUCGACAAUGACCUUCUUCAAGAAAUCAAAGAUAUCCACCUACGAGAAGAUGUGGGCUUUUAUGAGCAGCAGGCAGCAGACUGCCCUGGUAAAAAACAGUGAUGAAGGGAUCCAACGGGUACUCACCACUGACUACGCCCUGCUAAUGGAGUCCACCAGCAUUGAGUAUGUGACGCAGAGAAACUGCAACCUCACUCAGAUUGGGGGCCUCAUUGACUCCAAAGGUUAUGGAGUGGGAACACCUAUCGGUUCUCCUUACCGGGAUAAAAUCACUAUUGCUAUUCUUCAGUUACAAGAAGAGGGCAAACUGCAUAUGAUGAAAGAGAAGUGGUGGCGGGGGAAUGGCUGCCCCGAGGAAGACAGCAAAGAGGCCAGUGCUCUGGGAGUAGAAAAUAUUGGGGGCAUCUUCAUUGUUCUGGCUGCUGGACUGGUCCUUUCUGUAUUUGUAGCCAUUGGAGAAUUUAUAUACAAAUCACGGAAGAACAAUGAUGUUGAACAGGCUUUUUGUUUCUUUUAUGGACUGCAGUGUAAGCAAACCCAUCCAACCAACUCCACUUCUGGAACCACUUUAUCUACGGAUUUAGAAUGUGGCAAAUUAAUUCGAGAGGAGAGAGGGAUUCGGACACAGUCCUCAGUUCAUACUGUGUAAUCAGUUAAAGAAAAAAAAAGUGUGCCCAGUAGAAAUUGUUUCUGCUAAUUGGUGUUGUUGAUGAUAUCUGUAUCUACUAAGCAUAAAUAGCCAUAUUCCCUAUCCUUUUAAGAUAGCAAAACUCAUGUACUUUAGACAUUGAAUUCAAUGCACUGAGAACAGAUGUGCAUUCUGUGUUGAAACUGAGGUUUAUUAAGGGUAUAUAAACUCCAAGAUAUGUGUAUUUUCCAGAAUCUGCUAUAUUAUCAAGACAAUGGUUAUCUUAAUUCUAUAUGCAUGCAUUAAAAAUAAAUCUUUCUUCAUGGAAAAGUAGAUCCAGAUUUUCAACAGUGCAAACCAUAAAAACAAAAUACUAAUAUUGUGGAAUUCUUUUCAUCUUUGUGGACCUUUUUUCUCCUCUUUCUCUCUCCCUGUCCCUUAUGUUCUGUAUAUCCACACACGUUCAAAUUACCCGAAGCCCUGUCUUUUUGUAGCAACUCUGUAACAAUGUUGAUGUUCAACUCAAAUUGAUUCCGCUAUUUAAAAUGUAUUACUUACACAAAGACUCAAAGAUGUCUUAGAUUUAAAAAUUGAUAAAUGUGAUCCAGAAAAUGAAAACUAAACUUGAAACCUCUGGCGUCACAAAAGAGCAUUAGCUAAAUUGAACAUCACUCAGAAAGGCACAACACAGUCGAGAAUGAUUCCUGGGUAGAAAUUCAUUAUCAUCAAGUUCUCACAUAACAUUUACUUGACAGUCCUCUGUAGGUUCAGAUCAUAGUAUGCUCAGAGUCUCUAAGGAACUGCUAUUUUUUUUUCAUGCUAUAGAUUAUUUCUUGCAAACUCCAGACAAAGUCCUAAACUAGGAACUAAUGCAUAACAUCUUCUAUUUUCCACUUACUCACUCUCACUCCGCACUGAUGAACAUCUUUUCACAAGAUGUUAUUUUAUUCCCUUCCUACUCACCCAGGAUAGAGUGGUUGUUCUCAUAGCAAUCCUUUCUGAGCAUCACCACUUUCACACUCAUUUCUCUGGACCCUUCAUCAUUUAUCAAUUCAUUCCAAGUAUAUUGGGGAGAAGGGCAAGGAGGAGAAAAUAAGUAGAGGAAAGAAUUUCCAUGCACAUUAGUUACAGAUCUCUGUAGAUUUAUUUUCCACCUGCAUUCAAAAUGCUGUAAAUAAUUCCCACUCUAACUCAGCUUGGUGAUAUAGAAAACCAACUGCAUACUUAAUUGGUUGUGAUGGAGGAUGUCUGCUGUCCCUCUGAGCUUCUUUCCUCUUUGCAGUGAGUAGGGGAAUUGAAGAUGCCUUUCAUCUUUCCUCAAUAUGGGAUCAGUUGGUUUUUGUUCUCCUUAAUGGGAUUACCUUUUGACAUAUGAAGUUAGCCCCCAAAACAUAGUUCUCAGAAGUAGAGAUAAGCCAUCUGUGCAAUCAUGUAACAUUUUGUCUUCUCUUGCUUAGCUUUAAAUGGGUUCCAAAUUUUGAACACAGGUCUCUUUAAUCAACACUAUAUUUCUUCAGUAAAGCACGUUUAGGAAAGUUCACUCUUGCCCUGAUUGUUUCUCAGUCUUGCUUUCUUCUUUAAAUAAAUGUAUUUUUAAGAAAACAUCUAUAAAUUACACCAACAUUGAUUUAUUAUUAUUGAAGUGAAAGCAACAUACUUUGUCCUGGUUCAGAGUUGCAUCCUCAUAAUCAAUAGAGACAAUGUUGGGAUAAAUAUUUUAUUAUUCAUAAUUCAUUGAUUCUAUAUAUAGAAAUCACAAAUUACCUAAGUUUAUAUUCCCAAGGGCUAUUUAAUAAACCAAAGAUGCUACCAAAAAAAUAUAAGGGUGAUUGAUGAAGUUUAGAUAAUCAAGGCUAGCAAUAACAAAAUUCACUUUUCUACAGAGACUAACCUUUAAAAGUGUA
Molecule: messenger RNA, 5173 nt
Organism: Canis lupus familiaris (dog)
Lineage: Eukaryota; Metazoa; Chordata; Mammalia; Carnivora; Canidae
Gene: GRIK1
Product: glutamate ionotropic receptor kainate type subunit 1
Exons: 18
Coding region: 615-3290 (891 amino acids)
Biological process (GO): monoatomic ion transport; synaptic transmission, glutamatergic; modulation of chemical synaptic transmission
Cellular component (GO): kainate selective glutamate receptor complex; plasma membrane; presynaptic membrane
Molecular function (GO): transmitter-gated monoatomic ion channel activity involved in regulation of postsynaptic membrane potential; kainate selective glutamate receptor activity
Source: RefSeq, a predicted model, not a curated record